AUGACUUUCUCCCUGCCGAUCGGAAAAUUGCAACCCGAGUGCCGUAAGUGCACUAUUCGGGGGCUCGGUUGUCCUGGGUUCGACGCAGUUCAAUUGAAUUGGAACCAUGCCAUGGCACGUCGAGGGAACCAGUCUUUAACUCGACCUGGAUUCAGUCCGCAAGAUCGAGAAACGGAAGGCUACAUCGUCAAGCAUGGUACUUCUAUCCUCCAUACAUUUGUUGUGGAGGCCAGUCCGCCGAUCCCUCACCCUCUGACAGAUGAUGGUCUCGGUCGCCGCCAGUCAUCGACGGUCCUGGGUGAAAGACUGAUCAAUCAUUUUAGCCGCCACGUUGUAAGCAUAUUCUCGUGGAUCGACAGUCACAAAAAUCCUUGGAGAAAGAUCGUGCUGCCUCUGGCGCAAGGGUCUAUAAGUGUCCGCCUGUCUAUACUGAACCUCGCUGCUGCUCACUUAGCAGCCACAUCUACUGGUACCAUUGCAUUACGUAUGAAACAGGUCAAUUUUAGCCUAAGAGAUAUUGCCUUACGCAGCCUAAACCAAGAGAUCCAGCGCCAACUAGACUGUCAUGCCGUGAAGCCCCCUGACCAGCUAUGUCUGACUAGAAUUCUCAUUGCUGCGAUUACACUUUGCCAUGCGGAAUUGGUGACUCGCGAUUCGACUGACUGGACUACUCAUCUACAUGCCUGUCGUGCCAUCGUAAGCAGGUAUGGAGUGUGCGCUCGCAACGAGACUCUCGAUCCCAUGACACAAUUUGCGAUCAAAGAGAUCAGGGACGUUGAGGUAUUCAAUAAUGUCUUCUCCUUCUCAGGCAGCAGUAAAGUAGCGACUACAGCAAUCGAGUUCCAGCCAUGGACAUUUACAGACCUGAUUAAUGACAUCACUGCUAUGGAAAGACAUCAUUAUGGGUAUCUCAUUGAAGGCCGACAGCCACCUGAUGUCAACUUCAAUAUCUGGCAAGCAAAGCUAGAGCAGGCCUCCACACAAAUGAGUCUGUCGGAUAUCACAUGUCUCUUGUCCCAGGGGAAGACUACGCGAGAAGGCUUUGAAGCUCUCAUAGACACACAUUAUUACGCGUCGCUUAUCUACCUUCAUCAGGCUUUUGCAUCUCCAACCGCAAUGAUGAAAGCCGUCUCCUCUACCGUACCCAUACUGCUUGAUAGAAUUCAAAAGGUUGUCUUGGCUUCCGGUGAUGCAUUCUCACAGGACCUAUUCUUUCCUCUGUUCAUUGCUGGCACAGAGUGUUGGGGAGAUGAGGAUAAGCAACGAAUAGUUGAACAGAUUCUGCUAAAGCUACUUGUGACGACUGGGUUGUGGUGCAACCACAGGGCACUGGACUUUCUGCGUGCAUUCUGGUCCAGCUCAAAGCAUCAUGGUACCGGGAAAUGGAUACAGUAUGGUCGAGAUUCCAAACAACAGCUGGGCCAUCUUCUUGUGUUCUGA
Messenger RNA from Aspergillus neoniger CBS 115656, 1440 nucleotides. RefSeq lists its product as uncharacterized. Gene Ontology annotation, molecular function: transcription cis-regulatory region binding; DNA-binding transcription factor activity. Bases 1 to 1440 code for a protein of 479 amino acids. The record is from RefSeq and is a predicted model, not a curated record. The transcript has 2 exons. Gene Ontology annotation, biological process: positive regulation of transcription by RNA polymerase II. Gene Ontology annotation, cellular component: nucleus. Lineage: Eukaryota; Fungi; Ascomycota; Eurotiomycetes; Eurotiales; Aspergillaceae.